GGAAACUUGGACGUGAGAAAAAAGUACAUAUGAAAAUAGACAUCUUAAACUGCUGCAAAAUGAUUAGAUGGCUAACUCGAGAUCCUACAGUUUGGAAGAGAAGUUGAUUGCAAGUGUAUGAGCACAUUCUGGCAUUCUCGCAAGAGCAUGGAGGAUGUGCGACAUGGCUUCACUGCAAGAUUCAGCAGAUUAGCCCCUCCGAAGAAGACGAUACGGCGUUGAGAACAUAAAAUGUUUCUGACAGGAUCAAUUAAGGACAAACUGAGGACAGGACGACCCUCAAUGCGAAGGGAUACAUGUGCAGACGUGGAGGCAUCUGUGCUACGAUCAACCUCGAAGUCACUGCGAAAUCGGUCUUCUGAGCUACGAAUUCUAAAAGCCGAAAGGUUGACACACAUGACAAAGGACCUUCAUUUGAAAUCGUUUAGGCCAACGUUCAUCAACGAACUAAGCGAUAACGACAGAGACAAAAGACGUGUGGCAUAUAGACGGUUUCUUGAUGUGUUUCCAACAAUCCCACAACGUGCAAUUUACCAUAGUGGCCGGGCUAGGAAUAUUUAUUUCUGGAUUAAAGAAAAUCCGCACUGUUACGAAGAACUGGAGCACAUCCCACCCCCGCAUCUGAUGUCUAAAUAUGUCUUAAUUGAGCAGACCAAAGACAUUCUAGUUGUAGCCAUUCUGACUUUUUUGCAGACAGUGCAUUCCCAGACCACAUUAUUCAAUGUAUUUCCUUUUUUAUGUCACUGGUUUGAAGGAAAUGUGGCUGUUGUUUCUGGCAAAACGUGUAACUGCGUGGAGGCGCUUCGUGUUAAGGAAGAGAUUAUACUCCCAGAAAAAAAGUAAUUCAAGACCAAACACCAUAAAUUAAAAUGAAAUUAGAGACUUCGAUUUUGGUUUCACUGAAGUUCUUUUCAGUGCAGAGGACAGUGUAGAAAAAUGUUACAGCAGU
Octopus bimaculoides (California two-spot octopus) is the source of this 949-nucleotide messenger RNA. RefSeq lists its product as uncharacterized. Lineage: Eukaryota; Metazoa; Mollusca; Cephalopoda; Octopoda; Octopodidae. The record is from RefSeq and is a predicted model, not a curated record.